AGAGAAAAAGAAAUUAAAUAGAGAAAUUGGCAAAUUUAGAGAGAAAGAGAAAUCAGAACAAAAAUAUUACAGAGAGUGGCCGUUCAAACGGCCACCUCCACAUCAACCUCAACAUCUGGUUGGCGCUCAAUGUGAACAAUUCCUAAUCCUCUCUCUCUCCCUAGAAAACCCACCAAGAAAAUCCACCAUUUUUUCCCGGAAAAUUCUUUACCCUGAAUCCAUUCUCAAUUUUCCCUUCUGGGUUUGUUAUUUUUUUUUCCUUUUUUUUAAUAUUUCAUGAGGUGAUGUGUUUGAUGGGCGUAAGUUGAUGAUGCAGCAUAAUAAAUUUACGACAAUGCGAAGUUUGAAGAUCAUGGAUGGGUGUAAAGGCACCCAAGUUUAUGCACUUAACCCCUCUGGACCCACCACCACCACCGGAGGUGGCGUUGGCACCGGUACCGGAAGCGGUGGUGGUGGUGGUGGUGUUGGUGAUAAGCUUUUACAUCAUCUUCAAGACCAUCUCAGGGUCAAUUCUAUUAGAUCCAAAUCGAAUCGAACUUUCCAAGCCUCUGCUCCAAUACCCAAUACUUCUAUAUCAGAGAAUCUUCUCCCAUAUGGAUUGCCUUCCACUGAUCUCCUUGAACCUCUCAUCGAGCCAUGUCUCAAAUACGUUGAUUUCGUUCAAACCCUGGCCGAUGUGUAUCGAAGGAUCGAGAAUUGUCCUCAGUUUGACAAAUGGAAGAUGUUUGUCGAGCAAUGUUCUGUGUUCAGAGGACUCUCCGAUCCCAAAUUUUUCCGACGGAGUCUCCGGUCGGCGAGGCAGCACGCCGUGGAUGUUCAUACCAAAAUUGUUCUCGCUGCGUGGUUGCGGUUUGAGAGGAGGGAGGAUGAGCUUUUGGGAACUUCGGCCAUGGAUUGUUGUAAACGAAAUCUGGAAUGUCCUAAGGCUGCUUUGGUUUCUGGGUACAACCCGGAAUCAGUGUACGAAUCUUGUAUAUGUUCUAGAAACAGUUUAGAGGAAGCUGAAGAUGGAUUUUUGAUGAUGGAGGAAGACGAGUGUUCAACAUCGGAGGAAGAUGGUGAUAUCUCAUUUUGUAUUGGGGAUGAGGAGAUUAGGUGUGUAAGGUACAAUAUUGCUUCUUUGUCGAGACCCUUUAGAGCAAUGUUGUAUUGUGGCUUUACAGAGUCAAGAAGGGAGAUGAUAAACUUCUCAAAGAAUGGGAUCUCCGCAGAGGGAAUGAGGGCGGCCGAGAUUUUUAGCAGGACUAAGAGAUUAGAUUCAUUUGAUGCAAGAAUUGUGUUGGAGUUACUCUCUUUGGCUAACAAGUUUUGUUGCGACGAGAUGAAAUCAGCCUGUGAUGGUCAUUUGGCUUCUUUGAUUUGUGAUAUGGAAGGUGCCAUGCUGUUCAUGGAGUAUGGGUUGGAGGAGACUGCUUAUCUUCUUGUGGCAGCUUGUUUGCAGGUGUUUUUGAGAGAACUCCCAGGUUCAAUGCAUAAUCCGAAUAUGAUGAGAUUUUUUUGUAGUUCAGAGGCUAGGAAAAGAUUGGAAAUUGUUGGGCAUGCUUCUUUUGUGUUGUAUUUGUUUUUGAGCCAGAUUGCCAUGGAGGAAGACAUGAAGUCGAACACGACAGUGAUGCUUUUGGAGAGGCUAGGUGAGUGUGCUACUGAGAGUUGGCAAAGGCAACUAGCGUUUCAUCAGUUAGGUGUUGUGAUGCUGGAGAGGAAAGAAUACAAAGACGCCCAGCGUUAUUUUGAGGCCGCAGCUGAGGCUGGUCAUAUUUAUUCAAUAGUAGGUGUUGCAAGGGCCAAGUUUAAGCGCGGACACAAGUAUUCUGCGUACAAGCAGAUGAACUCUCUCAUUUCGGAUUAUACACCAGUUGGAUGGAUGUAUCAGGAACGAGCUUUGUAUUGUAUUGGGAAGGAGAAGAUGAUGGAUUUGAACACUGCAACUGAAUUGGAUCCUACUCUGCCCUAUCCAUACAAGUAUCGUGCUGUGUCUUUGUUGGAGGAAAACAUGGUUGGAGCAGCCAUUUCGGAGAUCAAUAAGAUUAUUGGUUUCAAAGUUUCUCCUGAUUGCCUUGAACUUCGGGCAUGGUUAUUGAUUGUCCUUGAGGAUUAUGAAGGAGCUUUGAGAGAUGUUCGGGCACUCUUGACACUGGAUCCAAGUUACAUGUUAUUUAAUGGAAAAAUGCAUGGUGACCAUAUGGUAGAGCUCCUUCGCCCAAUUGUUUCGCAGUUGAGUCAGGCUGAUUGCUGGAUGCAGCUCUAUGAUCGAUGGUCCUCUGUUGAUGACAUUGGCUCUCUUGCCGUUGUUCACCAGAUGUUGGCAAAUGACCCAGGAAAAAGCCUUUUACGCUUUAGGCAGUCUCUCCUUUUAUUACGGUUGAAUUGUCAAAAAGCUGCAAUGCGUAGUCUACGGUUGGCUCGAAAUCAUUCUACUUCUGAGCAUGAAAGACUUGUCUAUGAAGGAUGGAUACUUUAUGACACUGGCCAUCGUGAAGAAGCCUUGGCAAAAGCAGAGGAAUCUAUUUCUAUACAGAGAUCAUUUGAAGCUUUUUUCCUUAAAGCAUAUGCUUUAUCAGACUCGACUCUUGAUCCUGAGUCUUCAAAGUAUGUGAUCCAGAUUCUGGAGGAAGCUCUUAGAUGCCCUUCAGAUGGCCUUAGGAAAGGACAAGCACUAAACAAUUUAGGAAGUGUGUAUGUAGACUGUGAUAAGUUGGAUCUUGCCGCUGACUGCUACAUGAAUGCACUCAACAUUAAGCAUACUCGUGCACAUCAGGGUCUUGCACGUGUAUACCAUUUGAAAAAUCAACGAAAACUUGCCUAUGAUGAGAUGACCAAGCUGAUAGAGAAGGCCAGAAAUAAUGCCUCAGCUUAUGAAAAACGCUCAGAAUACUGUGACCGUGACAUGGCAAGGAGUGAUCUUACCACAGCAACACAAUUAGAUCCCCUGAGGACGUACCCUUAUAGAUACAGAGCAGCAGUUUUGAUGGAUGACCAUAAGGAGAAAGAAGCCAUAAUAGAGCUGUCGAAACCCAUUGCUUUCAAGCCAGAUCUGCAGCUGCUGCAUCUUCGAGCCGCCUUUUACGAAUCAAUGAACGAUUAUGCAUCCACAAUCCGAGACUGUGCAGCAGCUCUGUGUCUUGACUCCAGCCAUGCUGAUACUAUUGAGCUUUACAACAUAUCUAAAGAGCAUGUAAAUGAACCAUAAGAAUGACAACAUAGAUAGCCAUUGUUCAUCAUCUCCAUCGAGCAAUUCUGCUGCUUCCAACCCGAAUUUUAGACAAAAGGCACAGCAGUCUUCAGCUCAACUUAUCUUUUUCUGAGUUUUUCUUUGGAAAAACUUUUACAAUAUGCAGAGAAGAAAUUCAAAGAGGGAAAAGAGAGUUUGGAUUAAAAAAGGAAGGCAAAAGUAGAGGAGCAAGAUAGCAUGUAAAUAUUUUAUCGACUGGAUUAUCAGAUUGAUCAAUCUUCCACCACUCAGAUCAAUGGUGUUGAAAAUCCCUUGUACAUGAAACGAAUUUAAUAUAAAGAGAGGUCUUGUUAUGUUGUUUUUUGCCAAGUGAUCAUUUUCAAUGUAAUGUAACCUUAUAUUGUUUUGCCGUUCGUUGCAUAAAGAUUCACACAAUUUUCCCUUACAAAACAGUCAGCGAAGAGUAUAUUAUUACUAUUAUUGUUUUA
Messenger RNA from Humulus lupulus (European hop), 3660 nucleotides. RefSeq names its product ethylene-overproduction protein 1. NCBI's taxonomy places the organism in Eukaryota, Viridiplantae, Streptophyta, Magnoliopsida, Rosales, Cannabaceae. Gene Ontology annotation, biological process: negative regulation of ethylene-activated signaling pathway. The transcript has 5 exons. The coding region runs from base 308 to 3190 and encodes 960 amino acids. The record is from RefSeq and is a predicted model, not a curated record. Gene Ontology annotation, molecular function: protein binding.